This is a messenger RNA of Osmia lignaria (orchard mason bee), 1824 nucleotides long. Lineage: Eukaryota; Metazoa; Arthropoda; Insecta; Hymenoptera; Megachilidae. The record is from RefSeq and is a predicted model, not a curated record.
AUGUCCACGGAGUUGGUGGAGCGAGGACCUCGCAGACCAAUGGAGUGGUCGCUCUCAGUCACCGUUCAAGCGCACGUGCUUACAAAGGUGACCACUUGCUUACCGUCAGAACCACCAGCUCGUCCAGCGCUGCCAUCGCAUCUGGAGAAAUUGAAUCUAGCAGAUCCGCAAUUUGUUAAAUCCAGACCAGUGGACAUCAUUCUCGGAGCCGACGCAUACGGGCAAGUCAUCAAGCCAAACAUUAUUCGGAACGCUUCAACACCGUUGAUCGCACAACUUUCGAUCUUCGGUUGGCUCGUAAUCGGGCCCCUGGAGGGCAUUCAGAUCAUUCGCAGGACUUCUCAUCAGGCGACGGUCAAUAACACCGAUCGCCAGUUGAGCGAGUUACUCAGCCGCUUCUGGACGCAGGAAGAGCCACCGCAGGACACGGCACCCUUGCUCACACCAGAGGAGCAAGAGUGCGAAGAUCAUUUCAAGACCACGCAUUCAAGAGACUCCGCAGGAAGAUACAUCGUGCGAUUGCCGCUCAAACUUCAUCCACGAGCACUCGGCAAUUCGUACCAGACGGCGCACAAUUGUCUCCAACGGACUCUCAGACGACUCAGCAAGGACGCUCAGUACAAACAGCUGUACACCAAGUUCAUGCUCGAAUAUGAGCAGCUUGGUCACAUGGUAAGACUGAACAAUGACUCAAUAAUCAGUCCGUUUCAGUACAUUCUUCCGUACCAUGGCGUUCUCAAGUUGGGCAGCACGACCACCGCUUUGCGCGUGGUGUUCAAUGGCUCCAGCCCAAUUUCAUCAGGAUACUCAUUGAAUGAUCUUCUACACACCGGUCCAAAUCUGAUGCUGAACAUCGCAGAUCUGCUCAUCUGGAUACGCAGAUACAAACAUCUGUUUGCAACCGACGUCACGAAGAUGUACCGACAAAUUAAGGAAACGCAGUACCAGCUGACCACGGUCACGUACGGAACGAAAGCAGCACCGUAUCUUGCCGUGGAACCCAUCAAGAAUGGCAGGUAUGUCGAUGACAUUUUUGGUGGCGCAGAUACCGCAGAACAUCUACAGGACGUUGCAAAUCAGCUGACGCAACUUCGCCAAGCUGGUGGAUUUCCUUUGGCAAAAUGGCACUCCAUCAGCAAGUCGUUGCUUGAAGCCCUCGCUACCGAUCAGAACAACGCUGGAAUCUCGUUUGACGACUGCGAAACCAAGAUUCUCGGAAUCAAAUGGACACCGCAUGAAGACGCUUUCAACUUUGCAACCAUAUCAGCUACUCAACGCACGCAGUUCACGAAACGCCUCGUCCUCUCCGAAGUAAUACAACUAUUUGAUCCUCUCGGUUUUGUUGCACCUGUAGUCAUUAGAGCCAAAAUUCUAAUUCAAGAGCUCUGGUUACAGGAACUCGGCUGGGGCGACAUUCUGCCUCUCACUAUCACGAAUCGCUGGCUUCGCAUCAGGGAAGAUUUAACGCGCCUGGCCAGGCUAUCCAUUCCACGGUGGUUUAACACAAUGACCACGUCUACGGUUGAACUACAUGGUUUCUCUGAUGCUUCAGUCUUCACAAUGACAGCCGUCGUCUACCUCGUUGUCCACUCACCGUCCACGGGUACCAACACAUCUCUGAUCCGCUCGAAAACGCGAGUGACACCACUCAAAUGUCUGACCAUCCCGAGACUCAGAAGUUACGCUGGCAUGGAUCAGAACGCACCCCUCCAAAUGGAAGGAUUACGUACGCAACAGGGUAAUCCAAAUCCAGGAGAUCACGCAGAACUAUCACUGGAGGCAUGUACCAGGUCGAAUCCACCAAAAUCCAUCGAAUCCAGCUGA